This is a messenger RNA of Castor canadensis (American beaver), 3941 nucleotides long. RefSeq names its product tetratricopeptide repeat domain 5 (gene Ttc5). The record is from RefSeq and is a predicted model, not a curated record. Gene Ontology annotation, molecular function: protein binding. Lineage: Eukaryota; Metazoa; Chordata; Mammalia; Rodentia; Castoridae.
GUAAAUCCUGUUAGAAAAUGAUUUAAGGAAGUGAUUUUAUGCACAUUUAUGAUUUCUGUCUUGAUCAUUUGAUUCUUUGUUAGAUUCACACAAUCAGUUUGAAAUACAAGUGAGCUGUAAGUAAAAUUUAAAAAGCCGAGAACUAUCAGGAGUACUCGAGCACUAGACACCAAGAUGGAGAGGAUUGUGGUUCAAGGCCAGCUGGGACAAAUAGUCACAAGGCUGCAUUUCCCAAAAUAACCAGAAUAAAAUGGACUGGAGGUGUGGCUCCAGUGGUAGAGCACCUGCUUUGCAAGUGUGAAGCCCUGAGUUCAAACCUCAGUCACACACACACAAAAGCAGAGUGAAAUUCUCCCAUUUACCUCUGUCUCCUAGCCCUCAUUCCGUUCUUUGGAAAUUCUGUAUCUCUUUCCAGACAUAGUCUGUGUAAAAGCGAAUAAUUUUUUCCUUAAAACUGGGUUCAAUUUCGAAUAGGCAAUACAUGUAUGUAGUAAAAAAUAGUAUACAGUGAAAAGAAUUUUCUUUGCUUACCUACACCUCCCUCCCAUUCGCUCUUUCCCUCUGCAGAGACGUUGUUUCCUGUGUAUCCUUCUGGAAAUAGUCAAUGAGUGUGUAUUCGUGUACGGAACACCGUAGUCCCAGGCAUGGCAGAUUUAUUAGAAUAGUGCAUUCAAAAUGAUAACAUGACUUAUAAAUUUGCAAAGUUUGGAAAACAUUCCAAACAUUCCCUUCAGAAUUCCAAACAACAUAGCCAUCCAUCCACUCUCUUAACAAAAAUAUGCAUGGAAUUAGCCUGAAUGAUUGUAGGGGGCGUAGCUAAGUAGAGAGCGCCUGCCUGAAACCCAGAAUUCAAACCCCAGUGCUGACAAAAAAAAAAGAAAGAAAAAGUGAUUAUAGAGCAUCUUUGAGCUACAGCCGCGCCCUUCAGCUGCAGUAAGCCUCCGGAGCGCUAGAUGUCGCCGUGGCCGGCGAUGGGCGUGGGUUUGCGUCUCUGUGGUUGUAAAGUUGGGGCGGAGAAGCCGAGAGGAGUUGAGGAAUGAUGGCUGAUGAAGAGGAAGAAGCGAAGCACGUCUUGCAGAAAUUGCAGAAACUGGUGGAUCAGCUCUAUUCAUUUCGAGACUGCUAUUUUGAGACACACAGCGUUGAGGAUGCUGGACAGAAGCAACAGGAUGUGCGGGAGGAGAUGGAGAAGACCCUCCAUCAAAUGGAGCAAGUUUUGGGUUCUGUCCAGGGCAAAGCACAGGCUCUGAUGUUAACAGGGAAGGCACUGAAUGUGACUCCUGAUUACAGCCCUAAGGCUGAAGAGCUUCUGUCAAAAGCUGUGAAGCUGGAACCUGAGCUGGUGGAAGCCUGGAAUCAGCUGGGUGAAGUGUACUGGAAGAAAGGGGAUGUUGCAGCUGCUCACACCUGCUUCUCAGGAGCCCUCACCCAUUGCAAGAAUAAAGUCUCCCUGCAAAACCUGUCAAUGGUGCUUCGCCAACUGCAGACAGGCUCUGGAGAUGAACACUCGCGCCAUGUCAUGGACAGUGUCCGACAGGCCAAGUUGGCUGUGCAGAUGGAUGUCCUUGAUGGCCGAUCCUGGUAUAUUCUGGGGAAUGCAUACCUUUCUCUUUAUUUCAAUACUGGCCAGAGCCCUAAGAUCUCCCAGCAAGCCCUCAGUGCCUAUGCUCAAGCAGAGAAGGUUGACAGGAAAGCUUCGAACAAUCCUGACCUUCAUCUGAACAGGGCAACGUUACAUAAAUAUGAAGAAAGUUAUGGGGAGGCCCUGGAGGGCUUCUCCCGGGCUGCAGCACUGGACCCUGCUUGGCCAGAGCCCCAGCAACGAGAGCAACAACUCCUAGAAUUCCUCAGUAGAUUAACCAGCCUCCUGGAGAGCAAGGGAAAGAUGAAGACUAAAAAGCUGCAGAGCAUGCUGGGAAGCUUGCGCCCAACACACCUAGGCCCUUGUGGCGAUGGGCGCUAUCAGUCAGCCUCUGGGCAGAAGGUGACCCUGGAGCUCAGGCCACUGAGCGCACUGCAGCCUGGUGUGAACAGUGGUGUUGUGGUCCUGGGAAAAGUGGUGUUCAGCUUGACCACAGAGGAGAAAGUACCCUUAAUUGAAAGAGGACAAAUUGUCACUGCUGUUUGGAUUUAGGAGUGCUUAGGCAAUUCUGGAAGGUAAGCUUUGAAGCUGAAUUUAAGGCCUGGUCGUGGAAAUUAUCUCAGAUGUCAUUCAACAAAUACCUAUUGUGCAUUUAGUAUAUAUAUUAUAGGGAGUGAGAAAAAAGGAAAAAUGAAAUAUAAAGGACUUGGCAAAGGAUGCUUACAGUCUAGCAGAGGAAUGAAGUAAGAAUAUUUACUUAGAAAUUUUUUAAGUCUUGAAAAGUUAGGGUUUAGUGAAUGCCAUCACUUCUUGGUCCUUCACUCACUUCCUGAUUCUUGGUUGGUUACUUUCUUCUUUUUUUUCUACUGAACUGGUUUAUUUUCUGGGAUUACCAGUGUCUUUCUAGGCAUCUGAUCCAGUGGCUCCCACUACAUGGCUCUGUAACAUUCUGACUUACCUUUUCCGAUUGCCUUUCACAUCCUUUCUGCUUAUCCAGACUUAAUACACAAUUCCUCUUACAGCUCUCACUGUUCUCUGGAGGUGUCUAAAGGUCCAUGUAUUUGCUGAUUUGAAGAGCAAGAACAUGAAUGAGAAAAGUUUAGUUAAUAGAGCAGACCUUAGAGCCAAGAGGAAUAAAAAGGAAUAUAGACGUUGGUAGAUUUUAGAGAAACCUGAGAACAAAUAAAUAUUUUGCUACUCCUUAGUUUCUCUUUUUCUCCUCAACAUCUAAAUGUUGGGUUCCCAGAACUGUUUUUGUUCUUUUCCUCUCUCUAUACCAGGAGGGCGUGUAGUUGUCAAGUUUAAUCACCUGUCAAUGGUGGUCUAAUACAGUGUGUAGAAAGCUACUGGGGCUUUGACUGGAUUCAUCAAGGGAGAGCUAUGCUUGAUGGCACUGUUUCCUGGGUGUUCCGGUGUGUCAGUUGAUGACCUGGCUCUGGUUUUUCCACCAUUGCAUUUAUAGGGCAUCUUGCUUGGUGAUGUUGUGUAAACCCUGGGCUUUGGCUGCCUCCUGUGUGCUCACAAUUUUUAUCUCUAGCCCAGGCCCCAGCUUCCUGAGUACUUGUAUUACAGCCAUGUGCAGUCAUACCCAGAAAACCCAGCUACUUUUUCCAUCUUUAGAAGUGGUAGAGUGCCUGCCUAGCAAGCACAAGGCUCUGAAUUCAAAUGUAACACUGCAAGGAAAAAAAAAAUUUACAUUGAGGGUUACCUCCUCCAGGAUGUCUUUCCAUUUUUCUGAGCCCACAGCCCAAUUGUGGUUUCAUGUAAUGUAGUACAAAGGAAAAGCUGUUUGAGUACCUGUCACACUGUACUAUAAGUGAUAUUAUUAUUUUUCUUUUUUGCAGUGCUGGGGAUCAAAUUUAGGACUUUUUUGCAUGCACGGCAAGCCCUCUGUCACUGAGUUACACUUCAGCCCAAGUGGUGGUUUUGUUGUCUGGCUUCUGCUAGACUACAGGUCAUUUAUGGCUGGAUUGGAAUCAUACAGCUACACACCGUUGACACGUACAUAGUAUUUAGUGAAGUCUGUGGAGUUAAGCUAGGCUGACACUGAUGAUGGCUGGAGGGUUGGGUUAAAAGUGGUAGUUCAACUGACAGGCCAGGAAGGUUUCAGCUGCAAUGUUUUGGACUAGUUGAUCAUUAGUAUUUGUUAGAUAGCCUCAGUGUGCGUGUAUUGUAAGCUUUUAGCAGAGUGACAGAUUACUGAGUCCUGUGAGUAUUUUCUAAAGAUUUAUAAUAACCUAAGAUAAAUGAGUACAUAGUAGAGAGAAAGCAUUUGUUUGUUUUGCUAAUAUUUUAAAACUACUGUUUCUGGUUCUUUCCUGUCCACAUCCUUUUUUUUUUUUCCCCUUCUUUCUCUCUU